This is a messenger RNA of Episyrphus balteatus (marmalade hoverfly), 3463 nucleotides long. RefSeq names its product protein tipE (gene tipE). The record is from RefSeq and is a predicted model, not a curated record. The transcript is spliced from 2 exons. Gene Ontology annotation, biological process: regulation of sodium ion transport. Bases 1917 to 3152 code for a protein of 411 amino acids. Lineage: Eukaryota; Metazoa; Arthropoda; Insecta; Diptera; Syrphidae. Gene Ontology annotation, molecular function: sodium channel regulator activity.
AAUCUUUAAGGUCCAUAAACGCGAUCAAUUUUCUAUAAAUCCUUGAAGGAUAUCGGUCCUUUUAUUUGUUCAUUUCUUGAGUAUUCUAACCAUGCAAAACUCAUUCGCUAUAUUCUUUUUUUUUAUGAUUCAUUUGUUUGAUAUGUAUUAGCGGUGGGUGCAAAAGAAACUCCAAACUAAAAAAGGACCUCCUUCUCAAGUUGUCGUCGUCGCCGUUGCUACUCUUGUUGUUGUUUUUUUUUUUUUUUUUUUGUUAAUGUGUGUGUGUUAGUGUUGUAUAGAAUGUUUCGUAAUGCGCUAACACACAAUGCAAAAAGAGUUAUAAUAGUUUAAAGUUAAAAAAAUUUCUCUAAUGAAUGCAAUAAGGAGGGACGACAAACCAUGCUGCCACUAUUGCACAAAGGAUUGCAACACGCGUUUUUGUUAAAACAAAUUUAUCAAAAACUCACACAAUCAUAUAUUCACUGCAACAAGGUUACAUAAAACGCGACGACCCACACCCCUAAUACAAAAGGAACAAGGAGCAAAAGGGGAGAAAUACACUACGGCGACACUUGAAUACUGAAAAAAAAAAAUAAAAAAAAAAAUGUAAUAAUUGUUUACUUGUACAAAUAAGAAAAAAAUUAUAUUCGUCCUUUCUGUCGUAGUCGCCGUUAUCGUCGUCAUCGUUGUCGCCGUCGUCGUCGACAUUGUCGCGUGUUAGUGAAAUAUGUUUUUUUUAUGCAAUUCCGUCCGUCCAUCACGCAUGAAUUCUUGAAAAAAUCUUCGGUAAAUCCUCGCCGAAUCCCAUGAAUCAUACACAAUACACCACACAUUAAUAAAUGGUUACUUAAUCAUAAGAACCAAAUCAAAUAUAAGAGGGGAGUUUGUUUUAUUAUCCUUUUUUACAGUCCUCCCCAAAAAAAUAUAAAAAUAAAAUAAAAUAAAAAAAAAAAAGAAGUGAAUAUAGUGUCCUUUUGUUUUUGUUAUGUUACAUAAGAAAUUAGUGAGACUGGUGCGUUUUUAUUCCUCCUCUGUGUAUAUGUGUGGAUGUCCUUUCGGUGUGGAAAAUUUCUUAAUAAAUUUUUAAGCAAGAAACUUCAAUCCACCAAAUUUACCCAUCGUCCACUGUGUUAAAAUUAGUUCGGUUGGUGGUCGCGUGGGUCGGGUUUGGGGGGUGUAUGAGUGAUUUUUUUUUUUUUAGUUUUUUUUUGUUAUUAGAAAAUUGAAAAUAAAGGAUUCGCCUUUAUGGCUCGACAUGUUUAAUUAAAAAUGUUAUGAACCAUAAUUGAAUCCUUCGGAGUGUGUGUGGUAGGAUAAAAAGGUGCCCAGCAUUGUCGUGUAUAUAGUCGUUGUGUUGCGUUUUAUGCCAUAUAAAAACAUCAGAAUCCUUUUAGAAAAUCCACAUACCAGAGUUUUUAUAAGUCGACCCCGUUUUGGUGGAUUUGACAUAGAGAGAAGAAGAGAGAGAGAGAGGAAAAGAGAGAGCGAGAGGGUGUACGACGAAUAUAGUACGUCACACAAGGCCCCGCAGUGCUAUUAAAGCACAAGGAUAGCUGGAUUUUCCAUCCGGAAUUAUUGCUAGCGAUGAUUAUAUGAGUUUGUGUGUGUGUGUGUGUGUGAAAUAGAGAUAUAAUGAGACGUUAUGAUUGUGGUAAGAAGAAGUUGUACAGCUGCUGCCACACCACAAUUACUGGCUAAUAAAUGGAAUCUAGUUAGAAUCUAUAUGUCCUCAUCAGACCUCAAGUAGCCAUAAUGGAGCCUCUGUGAUAUAGAAAGGCUAGCCUACAUUAAACAAAAGUCCCCCAACAAAGAGACAAGAAAGAUCCACAUACACGCAAUCCCUAGAGUAACCUCUUAACCAACUAAAAAAACAAACAACAAACACAAACAAAGAAAGAAAAAAAAAACAAACAAAAAUUAAAUAAAAAGGCCAAAUGGGUGACGAGCCGCCUGAAGAACGUACAUUCAAGGAGAAGCUCCUCUUUUAUACGACAGCCUUCUUCAUUCUGCUUGGAACGUUUAGUAUGUUUGCGUUCCUUUUCCUUGUGCCGUUUGUCAUCGAACCAGCCUUCACCACCAUAUUCAUGCAAUUCGACGAAGUACCAGCGUUAUGCGAGACAAUGUAUCAGGAUACAUUCCAUGGGGCUAAAAAUUGCUCUUGGGCAUCGUGUCGCGAAGGAUGCACCAAGGAUAUUUACGUAUGCACCCAAAUUCGUGUCAAUUAUCGACUCAACUUGUACAAUUAUACGGAUGAAUUCAAUUUCACUCAAUAUCACAUAGAUUUGGCAUGGUCGGAACGAGUCAUGCCAAAGGUCAAACGAACAGACCGAUAUGAAAGGGCUAUUCGGGACUAUGAGUAUGCAGAUGGAGUGGGUAUGGAUGGGACUAUGGGUGGUAUAGGGAGCAUUAACUUUGAUGAGAAUAGUUUGCUAGAUAUGAGUCAUAGUCUGUCAGGGGAUGACGAUGAUGAUGAUAAUGGUGAUAGUAGUGAUAAUGAAGAUGGUCAACCAUUUGAUCAAAUAUCAGAAUUAAAUAAAGAUCUAAUGGGUAAUAAUUCGAAAUAUUUUUAUGUUGGAGCGAGAUUAUUUCCAAAUGUUAAAGGAUGUGGCUAUCCACCGAUGUUAAAUUGUUCAAUAUGGACGAAACGUUAUAUUAAACUGAAAUCAAUGUUUCCGUGUUAUUAUUCGAAGGUGGAUCCUAGCCUUGUGAUAAGUGAAUUAGAUUAUUGGCAAAAUACAUUAAAUUUGGUAUAUUCGAUGGCAAUACCGAUUCCGUCGUUUAUUAUUUCGGUGAUUUAUUUGACAUAUGCGUAUUUUAAGAUUUAUAAUGAGGAUGAGGAGGCGGCACCAUUGGAUGAGAAUGCUGAAGAUAUUGAUUUUGAGGAGGGCGAUGAGAUGGUUAUAAAUUCACAUGAGGAUUCGGAUGAUUUGUGUGUGGAUGUUAUGAUACCGAAUGGUGGGACUUCGUUGUCGCCGGCAGCUUCACAAAUGACACCGAAUUCCGAGAUAAAUUCGUUUGGUCAUCAAUUGAAGGUACAAAUGGCUGAUGAUAUGUCAAGGGAGAGUUUGGAUGCUGGAGUGAUAUCGAAUUCGAAUUCAGUUCAGGGAAACUUGAGCAAGACGAUGACGACCAGUAUUUCAACUCCCCCUGGGCCGACAGCGGCAGUUUAAAACGCCAAGUACAUGGUUUGGAAAAUCUUAAAUUUCGUUUUGGAAAGUAAAAUAAAAAAAAAACACACACAAAAAUGUAGACAGUUAAGGAUAUUUAUAAAUAAUGUCCACAAUUAAUUAUUACAAAAAAAAAUAGAAUAAUAAUAAUAAAUAACUUUUUCACUCUUCACAUAAAAAUAAAAAAAAAAAAAUUUACAAAAAAAAAAUUAUAUCAUUUGCAUAGAUUUUUUUCGAACUUACUCAUACAAACAAAGAAUACUUACAUAAUAUACAAAAAAAACGGUCGCAUUAUUCAAUACAAUUAAAACAUA